CGUCGUGUGUCUUACACGACACUUUAUAAUUUUGAAACGAACGGCGUGCCAUAAGGUCGCUGCUUGAACGUGAUUCGAGAAAAUCCGACGCUUCGGGAAGAAAUAUGGAACUUCAGUUGGAAGGACCAAUUUCACAAAGGGAUCUUCAGGAAAUUAUUGAACGGCAUGGAUCUAUUCGAACUGGUGCGACAACACGCAUUGAUGCCAGAAGGAGUGAAUAUCUAAAUGAGGGAUAUACAGGCACAAUGUACUAUGCUGAGACACAGAACAUGAUGCUUGCUGAGGAUAGGCUUUUGGAUAUCAGAGUACCACGAUACAAUAAACAAGAAGAAAGUAACACCCAAGAAGAAGAAGGUUAUGUUUAUGUCAUAAAUGGUCGGCUGCAGCAGUAGGCUGAGUGUCUGUACACUUUCUGUGCAGCAGGAUUAUAAGCUAGCUCUAUUAGUUUUAGUGAAUAGUUAUGAUUGGCAAAAUGACUAGUGACUACAUAAUAAUACUGAUAAAAUGACAGAUGUAAGUGUGGACACAUUAUGCAAUGCCAUAUAUACUAUGACGUUGACAAGCUCUCACGUGAAAUUUUG
Messenger RNA from Geodia barretti, 581 nucleotides. The record is from the annotation of a GenBank genome assembly. Lineage: Eukaryota; Metazoa; Porifera; Demospongiae; Tetractinellida; Geodiidae.